AUGAAGAUUCAGUCGCGCUUUUUAGAUGGCAUUCCAACUUUUUUUAUUGUUGACCUCGAAGAUUUCGAGAGACAGUUCCAAAUCAAGCGAGACCAGACUACUGACAGUAUCUGGAAUGCCGAUCAUCUGGAAAAUCGACUUGAGGUCUUCGAAGAGAGCGAGGGGGGCAUCUCGUACCGACUAAAAUGCAUAUGUCAGGAGGACUCUGCGCACAAUCUUGACCCUUAUUGCCCUAGAAACAUUCCCUCAGAACCAAAAGAGGAGAGCAGUGGGAGUGAUUCGGAGUCGGAAACUGAAGAAGAUGGACGAGUGAGAAGAGAGAAGGAGAAGAAAAAGAAGAUGAGACAGAAUCGAGAAGAGGCGAUCAAAGCCAUCAUGGAGCUUGUGGGUCUUUCUAAUGUCAAAGAACAUGUUGAGAAGUUGUUGGUCAAGGCGAAGACAAUGGCACGUCAAGGGAUAGACAUCAAGGAUGAACGAUAUGGGACAGUACUGAUCGGCAACUCGGGAACAGGCAAAACAACAUUUGCAAAGCAGUAUGCAAAACUACUGCAUUCAAUGGGGGUCAUCGGCAGCGAACAAGUCAAGCAUACAACAGGAAUCUACCUAGCUGAUGGUGGGAUCUCAAGAAUCAAAGGCUACAUCGAGGAUCUCGUGGAAAGCAAUGGAGGUGUCCUAUUCAUUGACGAUGCACACUAUCUUCUCAACGAUGAACAUAACGGAAUCAGAGUGCUAGAUUAUCUGCUUGGAGAAGUGGAUUCCCGAAGAGGAAAAGCCGUCUUCAUUUUCGCCGGCAAGGAGAAAGAAAUGAUGGAUGUUCUCGGUCACGGGGACAAGAAUCUCAGUAGUCUUCUUCCUUACCAUAUACGUUUCAAGGAUUACACCGAUGAAGAACUUCGAGAGAUUCUCUGGUACUCCAUGAAGAAGAAGUUUGAUGGAAAAGCGGAGGUCGAAGGUGGGAAGGAGGGGCUAUAUAUGAGAAUAGCAACCAGGAGGCUUGGAAGAACCCGAGGAUCGACUUUAUUUGCAAACGCAAGAUCGGUCAAUAAUCUACUUUCGCAGAUCUUGGAUCGACAAGCGGCCCGGCUUUCGAAUACUCGAGCAGAAAGGAUUACAGCUGCGGCUCAGGAUGCGAAAUUGCCUGACAGUCCAUCAAACUCAGAGGGCAAAGAAUCUGUGAACGAGGUGCAAGAUGCGAAGUCUUCCGAAGACAAAGAUGUCGUCGCAGGCAAUAUACCAGCAGAAUCUCAUCGAGAGAACACAUGGGGAUUCGUUGGAACUCGCACAACCGAGGAAUUGACACCUACCAAGCUCGAGGAACAGAUCCCUGCCACGGAAGUAUCCAAUUCAUUGUCAGCGACAGCCGAAGAGGAAACUAAAUCCGACGAUAAUUUAGAUAGCAAGACCGAAGCGGAGAACAAAAACGACGACGACACGCUCAGCGAAGUUGACUCGGCUGAAGAAGAAGACUACAAAUUUACGAAAGAGGAUAUUAUAGGGCCAAACCCAUCGGCCGCUGUCCUAGAAAGUCCAGCAUGGCAGAAAAUGCAGAGAUUGACAGGAUUGGAAUCAGUCAAAGACUCGAUCCUCGGUCUGCUGGAGCUCGUAAAGACAAACUACGAUCGGGAAUUAGAGGAAAAGGUGCCUUUGAAAGUAUCCUUGAACCGACUAUUCCUCGGUCCUCCGGGUACCGGAAAGACGCUGGUUGCCAAACUAUAUGGUCAAUUACUGGCUGAAAUUGGCAUACUCAGCAAAGGAGAUGUGAUCAUGAAGAAUCCGAGCGACUUGAUUGGACGCUACAUCGGUGAUUCCGAGAACAACACCAGGGCAGCUCUGCGUUCUGCUAUGGGCAAUGUUCUUGUUAUUGAUGAAGCUUACAUGAUGUACUCUGGCGGUGACACAGGAAAUGAAAGUGACUCUUUCCGGCAAGGUAUCAUGGAUACUCUUGUAGGCGAGAUUCAAAGCGAGCCGGGAGAGGAUCGAUGUGUCUUACUACUGGGGUAUGACGACGCAAUGUCUGAGAUGUUGCAGAACUCCAAUCCUGGUCUAAACAGACGCUUUCCCAUGUCCGAUGCCUUCUGGUUUCAGAAUUUUACCCUUCCAGAGUUGGAGUGCAUCUUGAAGUCCAAGCUUGAAGAUCAUGUUCUAGAAGCUACAGAACCAGCAAUUAAAGUCGCCAUGGACGUGUUGGAGAAAGCAAGUAGUCGAGUGAAUUUCGGUAACGGUGGCGAGGUAGAGAACUUGAUCACAAAGGCCAAGAUCAACUACCAAAAGCGGGUAUCCUCCAUGCCUGUUCCUGAUCGACCCAAGACGUGGAUCUUCGCGCCUCAAGACUUUGAUCCCGAGUUUGAUCGUGGAAAAUCAGCUACGAACAACUUGAAAGAGCUUUUCAAAGACGUCAUCGGCUGUGAAGACAUCAUUUCGAAACUUGAACAAUAUCAACGUAUCUCCCAAGUCAUGAAACUCAAGGGACUAGAUCCGAAAGAUUUCAUUCCCACAAACUUCGUCUUCAAAGGACCACCAGGAACAGGGAAGACCACCACUGCCAGGAAGAUCGCGCAAGUUUAUUACGAUAUGGGACAUCUUGCCGACCCCUCUGUCAUCGAAUGCUCAGCCAGUGAUCUCGUCGGGAAGUAUGUCGGCCAAUCUGCUCCUAAAACCGCCAAAGUGUUCGAACGAGCUCUGGGCCGCGUUCUCUUCAUCGAUGAAGCAUAUCGUCUUAUCUCGUCCCCAGAUUCAUGUUCCUUCAACUCAGAAGUAGUCUCUGAGCUGGUCGAUCUCCUUACGAAGCCUAAGUACCACGGAAAGCUCAUCGUGAUCCUUGCUGGCUAUACCGCAGAAAUGAACACCCUGCUGUCCACAAACCCUGGUCUCGCAUCUCGCUUCCCCGAGGAGAUCCACUUCCCUUCUUUGGGUCCAGACCAUUGUCUCGAGAUCCUCAAAAGGAACUUGGGUAAGAACGGAGUCUCGUGUCCUGUACUGGGUCGGCCGAGCUUGAGUGUAUGCAAGAACUUGAUGAGGAAGAUGAGGUUUUUGGGUGAGACGAAAGGGUGGGGUAAUGCGAGGGAUGUGGAGACCUUGGGGAAGAAUCUGAUUAGAGAAGCGUUUGGGAAAGUUAAAGACGUUGAGGAUGAUUUGAUUUGUACAGCGGAGAUGGUGGGGAAUGCGAUGGACAAUAUGUUGAAGGAGAGGCGGGCCAGAGGGGUGGUUCUGCAAAGGGAGAGGGAAGAGCGAGUGGUGGAUGUCGGUUGUGAAGAUUAUUGA
Messenger RNA from Mollisia scopiformis, 3261 nucleotides. RefSeq names its product P-loop containing nucleoside triphosphate hydrolase protein. NCBI's taxonomy places the organism in Eukaryota, Fungi, Ascomycota, Leotiomycetes, Helotiales, Mollisiaceae. Gene Ontology annotation, molecular function: ATP binding; ATP hydrolysis activity. The record is from RefSeq and is a predicted model, not a curated record. The coding region runs from base 1 to 3261 and encodes 1086 amino acids. The transcript has 2 exons.